This is a messenger RNA of Notechis scutatus (mainland tiger snake), 727 nucleotides long. The record is from RefSeq and is a predicted model, not a curated record. NCBI's taxonomy places the organism in Eukaryota, Metazoa, Chordata, Lepidosauria, Squamata, Elapidae.
CUCGCUCUCUUCAACCCCUGGGACGCCGCGGGAGUUGGAACGGCCGCAGGAGAGUCUGGCGGGGGGACAUCCAGACGUGACCCGGAUCCGGAACCUCAAAGCCCUCGGAAGCCUUUGCAAGCCAGGAUUUCCUCGGCGGGUGAAGGAAGGAAGGAAACAAGCAGAAGGACCGGCAGGGAUCCAUCCUGCGGCCCCAGAAAUGGUUCCCUGAAAGAAGAGGCCCCUGGAGCCCUUUGGAGUUGCUCUGCCGGAGAGAGGAAGGAUGGAGACACCCCCUUUGGCCAAGGAGGGGAGCAGACUUAAAGGCCCUGCAGCUCUUCAGCCUGUGAGCUGUGGGGAGAGCUGGACCAGAACCGGGCAGAAGGUCCUGCAGGAGGGAACCAUCCUCCCUUCAGAAGUUCCACCCUGGAGCUCCAUCCGAUACCGGGAGGCGGAGGGUCCCCGAGGACUUUGCAGCAGACUCCAUGACUUGUGCAGGCGAUGGCUGAGGCCAGGAAAGCACAGCAAAGCCCAGAUGCUGGACCUGGUGGUUCUGGAGCGGCUCCUGACUCUCCUACCCCCAGAGAUGGAGGGCUGGGUGCGGGAGUGUGGAGCAGAGAGCAGCUCCCAGGCGGUGGCCCUGGCGGAAAGCUUCCUCCUGAGCCAGGCAGAGGAGCAGAAGGAGAAGCUCCAGUGGCAGGUGGGAGACUUUAGGGAGGGAAUAACUAGAGAGAGUGUUUGAAUGCUU